GCUAGAGACCGUAGUUGGGAGGAUCCUGUCCGGAUUCUGUAAGUCUUAGAUUGAGUCAGUCAGUGUGUCAAUUAGGGGGAGUAGAGUCUUAAGUGGUGAGGAGUGGAAUCGUUGUUGGUUGUGCACCAAUCACCAUGGUUGAAGGGUACUGCCCCCGCCGAGGCCGAGCAGGCCCGGAUUGCCGCCAUCCUGAAGGAGAGGAAAGAGAAGAGAGAGCUCCUUAAGCAGGCAAAGUUAAAGGCCAUCGAGGAGGAGCAGGCGGUAAAGAAGAAGAGAUUGGAGGAGGAGAUGUUGCGGUUCCAGAAAGAGAAGAUGAUGAUGAUAGAGAGGGAGGAAGAAGAACCCCUUGAGAGGAGAAGUGGGGGAGACAAAGGUGAGACAAGUGGCACAACAGGGGAAGAUGCAUGGAUGGAGAAGAAGAUUAGAGAGUGGGUGGCUAACUUAUCGUUAGGGAAGGAUGAGGAGGCACAAAUAUACGUGCCGCAAGAGGAGAAGGAAGUGUUUGCCAGGGAAUUGGAGACGAUAGAAGACCCCUUGAAACGCCAAACAACAGAGGAUGAGAAGAAGAUGGAGUGGAAACUGAGAAUGAUGAGGGAGAAGAAGAGGAGGAGAGAGGAGGCUAAUAGGGCGGCGGAAGAAGUUGAGAAGAUUCAAGCCUGACUACGUGGAGUCCAGGCGUACUUUCGCCUAGAGAAGGAUGGGAAGGUGGAGAAAGUUCUCCAUUCCCUGACUCUCCUCGUACAGGAUGACCUUCCAUUUGACAUAGUCCUAGGCAUGGACUUGGGAGAGGCAGCAGGGGCCACACUCCAUUUGAGAGAGCAUGAGUGUAGGCUCCCUAGUCCGUCAGGCGAAGUUAAGACUGCUCGCCUGGUCCAUGUGUCAGGAGUAGACAACUCCUUGGCACAUUGCUGCCUCAGUGCUCUCGCGUUCGCGCUAGUGAAAAAGGAGCAAUUAGAAAACCAGGUCUUUGUAGUGUAUGUUAGACCUGUCAUUGAGCCUAAGGAAGGGGAUAGUUCCACAGAUCCAACCAUUGCCAAGCUGCUGGAAGAGUUUAACGAUCUCUCAGAGCCGCCGACAGGAGUAGUGCCGCGACCGAUCCAGCACAGGAUAGAGAUAGAGCCUGGCAGUAGAACUCCUAAGGGAGCAGUCUACAGGAUGUUCCCUAGAGAGUUAGAGGAGCUGCGCAAGCAGUUGGACGAGCUCCUUGAGAAAGGUUGGAGUAGGCCCAGUUCGUCUCCUUUUGGAGCACCUGUUUUGUUUAUCCGCAAGAAGGAAGGAGAGUUGCGCAUGUGCAUAGACUAUCGGGGUCUGAAUGCGAUUACUGUUAAGAAUGUUGAACCACUGCCCAGGAUAGACGAUCUCUUAGAUCGGGUGCAGGGUUGCAAGGAUCUUUCAAAGAUAGAUUUGAAGUCCGGUUAUCAUCAGAUAGAAGUCCAUCCUGAUGACCAGUACAAGACUGCGUUCCGGGCUAGGUACGGGCAUUAUGAGUUCAUAGUUAUGCCCUUUGGACUGACCAAUGCGCCAACUACGUUUCAGCGAUGUAUGAACGAUCUGUUUAGGCCUUGGUUAGAUAGGUUUGUCGUAGUUUAUUUAGACGACAUCCUAGUUUUCAGUAGGACCCUCCAAGAGCACCAAGGUCAUUUGAGGCAGGUCUUGGAGAAAUUGAGAGAGUCGAACUUCAAGAUCAAUGCGAAGAAGGGCGAGUGGGCCAAGACACAGGUUUUGUACUUGGGCCACGUGUUAGACGGAGAUGGCAUUAAGCCAGAGGAUAGUAAGAUCGCGACAAUUAGAGACUGGCCGACGCUCCGCACAUUGAUAGAGUUGCGGUCAUUCUUAGGCCUAGCUAACUACCACAGGAAGUUCGUGAGGAACUUCUCCAUUAUCACCGCUCCCUUGCGCAGGUUGCUUAAGAGAGAAGUAAUCUGGCAGUGGGAUAAAGACUGUACGUCUGCGCUAAAGAAAUUAAAGCGCGCAUUAAUAGAGUAUCCUGUCCUCAAAGUAGCAGAUCCGUCUUUGCCAUUUGUCGUCACCACGGACGCGAGUUAGUACGGUCUGUACGAGUUUGUGGUGAUGCCAUUUCGCCUGUGCAAUGCUCCUGGCACCUUUCAGCACACCAUGAAUCAGAUUUUUCAUGACUACUUAGACAAGUUUGUUAUCGUGUACCUCGAUGACAUACUUAUCUUUAGUAGGACUGUCGAGGAGCACGUGGCACAUCUAGAUAAAGUCCUUGGGCUCCUUCCUCAGCACAAGUUCAAGAUUAACGGUGACACGUGCGAAUUUGGCCGCACCCGUAUCUUGUACUUGGGUCAUGAGAUUUCUGCGGAAGGGUUGACGCCUGAUGACGCGAAGGUGGCCAGCAUUCGUGAUUGGCCGCGACCUCAGUCUGUGACUGAGAUGAGAUCUUUCUUAGGGAUGACAGCCUACUAUCGGACUUUCGUUAAGAACUAUAGCAUAGUGGCCGCCCCUUUGACUGAUCUGACCCGCCUUGACGCCCCAUGGGAGUGGACAGACAAGUGUGAGGCUGCUUUCAGACAUCUGAAGCAUGUGUUGACGCACUAUGAGGUCUUGAAACUUCCCGAUCCUGACAAGCCAUUUGUAGUUACCACGGAUGCCAACCAAUAUGGCAUUGGCGCCGUGCUUGCGCAGCACGAGGGGCCAAAGUUGAGGCCAGUCGAGUACAAGUCCAAGAAAAUGUCGUCUCAGAAGUUGGCAAAGUCCACCUAUGAGAAGGAAAUCUAUGUGGUGUACAAGGCUCAGACCCAUUGGAAGCACUAUCUCCUUGGGAGGUUCUUCAUCCUCAGAACUUAUCAUCAGACUCCGAGAUGGAUGAAAACUCAGCCGGUGCUUUCCGACGCUUUGAAGCGUUGGAUCAAAGUCAUUGAGCAGUAUGACUUUGACCCGCAGUAUCUGAAAGGGGAGUACAACAAGGUUGUUGAUGCCUUGUCGCGUAGACCUGAUUUCUCAGGUGCGCUGAUAACUGAGUUCGAUCUGACGAACGAUGUGACUCGCUCUUUGGUGGAAGCCUUUCGCGAGGACAAGUUUAUGUCUGAGAUCCUACGCAGACUAGAGGCGAAGGACAAAAAGACUUCUGUCGAGUUUUAGUUGGUCAACGGCUUGCUAUUCCUUGAGAACGAACGGAAUAAACGAUUGUGUGUUCCAAAUAGAGAGUCUUUGCAUAGUUUGUUUUUAGGUGAGUGACAUGAUGCCACCGGCCAUUUUGGGUACAAGAAGACCGCAGCGAAUAUAUUGCAGCGGUUCUGGUGGCCCACGAUGAUGCGAGAUGCCCAACUCUACGUGGAGACAUGUCAGGGAUGUCCGAUUCACUAGUGAGUUGUGGAAGGUCGCUGCUGCGGAGCAGGGAACCCACUUGCAGAUGACUUCUGGGAAUCAGCCUGAGGCCCAGGCCGACCAACUGAACCGCGUUGUACAACAUCUGUUGAGGCAUUACAUCAAGCCCAACCAGGUCCACUGGGAUGAGAAGCUUGCUCUCAUCACCAGCCUGUACAACAACGAUGUACACAGCGCUACCGGUGUGAGCCCAAACAACUUACUAUUGACUUUCAAGCCUAGGCUGACUUCCUUCUUCCCGAGAAUUAGUCAACUGCUGCACCGGGUACCUUAGAAUUAGCCUAUCGGUAUGAACAGAAGAUGCAGCAGGCGGUAGAACAAAUGCAGAAGGCACAG
Molecule: messenger RNA, 3684 nt
Organism: Chara braunii
Lineage: Eukaryota; Viridiplantae; Streptophyta; Charophyceae; Charales; Characeae
Source: the annotation of a GenBank genome assembly